Xiphias gladius (swordfish) is the source of this 7902-nucleotide messenger RNA. It is a transcript of the gene numa1, whose product is annotated as nuclear mitotic apparatus protein 1. The record is from RefSeq and is a predicted model, not a curated record. Gene Ontology annotation, molecular function: microtubule binding. Gene Ontology annotation, cellular component: spindle microtubule; centrosome; spindle pole. The transcript is spliced from 25 exons. The coding region runs from base 151 to 7731 and encodes 2526 amino acids. Lineage: Eukaryota; Metazoa; Chordata; Actinopteri; Istiophoriformes; Xiphiidae. Gene Ontology annotation, biological process: establishment of mitotic spindle orientation.
UCAUGGACUGUUUAUUUCACAGGAUUAGCUUCAUGUAGUCAGGCUACCCGGCAGCACCUCUCUUCAAAGAACGAAUAGAUACACAGAAAAGUGGCCAAAGUAUUUGUCUUUUAAGGUUGAAAUCCCUUUGAGAUAAAAGGGUCAGCCAAUAUGACGAUUAACUUGGGUGUUAAGGCUCUUCUCGGUUGGGUCAACAGCAUAAAACUGUCCGCCCGAGAAAUUACUGUCGACGAUUUACAAGAUGGGACGGUCUUACUGAAACUUGUUUAUAUGCUGAAAAAGGAACCCAACCCCCCUUUCAGUCAUUCCACUGAGGAUCGGUUCAAGCUCAUUGCGGACUUUGUGGAAAGGGACUGCAGAUUUAGUGCAGCCAAAGGCACUUCGUUAUCGUGGGACAACAUAAGAGAUGGCAUCAACCUAACUGUAGAAAUUGCAAAGGUGCUUUUGUUGCUCGUAUACCAUGACAUGAUGAACGACCGCUGCUCUCUGAACAUGUUGGAAUGUGAUGUAGAGCGGGAGAUAGCAAACCUAACUGGUUCCUUUGUGAUGGAGAGCGAGGGCUGUGUUUAUCUGAACAAUGGACUUGAUGCCUAUUUGGCAAGGAGAUAUUUGCCUGUAUCCCGUGAAAUAUUUGAGCGAUCAGCAACCACCUCUACCUCCAAUGUAUCGACAAUCUCCUCGCUCUCAGAUGACGACUCCCCCGUCUUUCACCGCGCACAGAAAAUCCCAUUUGUGGACAUGCAAACUGUGGCCUCUUCCUCAGUCAGCAAGUCUCCUCUGCAGGAUAUUAUGAACACACCUAAAUUUCAGAUGAGGAAGAUGCAACGACAGAUGAUCAAGGAGAGAGACUACAGAGAUGGGUUGGAGAGGGAGCUGGUCAGCAACCUUGCACUCAUUGCACAGAGGGAGUCCCAGAUUAACCAGUUGCAGUAUCGCCUGGAAAAACUGAAAGCAGAGCAAGGUGAUCAGGAGCAGGUUACAAAGGAACAAAUCGAUCAUCUUGAGUCCAAGAACAACACGUUACAAAUGAGUUUUAAUGAGAUGUUAAAGCAAAAUAAAGACCUCAAGACUACUUCCUCACUUAUGGAACGUAAAGUGGAUGAGCUGACAGAAGAAAAUGGUGUACUCUCUUCCCAGGUGAGAGCAGUGUGUUCGCAGCUCGCCACCUUUGAGGUAGAAAUUAACAGGUUGACAGAAACCCAAGCAUCAGCUGAGGAGGAGUUGAGAAUUAAAACAAGCCACCUACAGUCUGAGCUCAACCAAGCUACUGCUCAAAAGGAGCUCCUGACUGAACAAAUUCAGAUUCUCCAGGGAAAGAUUUCCUGUUUGGAGGAUGAAAUAAGCAGGGCCACUAAGGAAGAAGUAGGAGAGAAUAUGUGGCCUAUAAUGGAGAGAGAAAUGUUGGAGACUGAGAUCAGUGGUUUGAAGAGUGAGCUGGAGAGUACAAUUUGCUCCCUGAAAAAGGCUGAGGUGGAGAUUCAGAUCAAAACACAUCAGCUGGCAGAGUACCAGCAAGAAAUUACUCAACAGAAAGAGCUCCUGAAGCAACAGAAAUCCGAAAAUGAAGAAAUAAUUCAAGCAAAGGAUGACAUUUUGGACAAGUUGAAAAAGGAGUUAACGGAGCAGAGAGCAGUCCUUCAACACGAGAUCCAGGAUCUCAAGCUUCAACUUGAGCAAGUUGAGCAGCAGAAAACUGAGCAGAUGACCAGACUACAGCAGCAUAGUGCUGCUUGUGAACGAGAAAUCGAAAAACUAAAAGAAAUUAAGGAGACUGCUCAUCAGAAGGAGCUUCUUCAGCAACAGCUGUCUGCCUCUGAAGACAGGGUAAGGAGCAUGAGGGAGGAGAUCCAAGCUAAAGAGGAACAGAUGAACAUGUUGAGAAAUCAAAGUUCAGAGCAGUCAGAACUACUACACCAAGAGAUCCGAGACUUAAAGAAACAGUUGGAAACUCUUGGUUCCUCAUUGAGGUCUGCUGAAGAGAAUUUGCAGUCCAAGGAAAAUCUGUUUGCCAAACAACAAUUACAGACAACUCAGCAUAUGGAGGCAUUCCAGGCGCAGAUGGUAGCGUCUCAAGAUGAGGUGAAGAGGCUAAAUGCAGAAAUUCUUGCAAAGGAGGAACAGUUGGUUCAGCUAAAGACAGAGACUUCUUCACACUCUGAAUUGUUACAGCAGGAGAUUGAAGGUCUGAAUAAACAAAUAAAAAGCAUGAGCAACUCUCUUGAGAUCGCCAAAGACCAGGUUCAAGCCAAAGAAGAUUUGAUUGCCAAGCAGGAGCAGGAAAGCACUCUGCAGAUUGAGGCACUUAGAGAGCACAGUGCAGGCCUCGAGGAGGAGGUAAAUCAGCUGAGGGAGAAGAUCCAAACUAAAGAGAGUGAGGUAGACAUGUUAAAAGUCGAGAGCUGCAAGGAGUCAGAAGUGCUGCAGAAUGAGAUCCAAACUUUGAAGGAUCAAGUGGAAAGUUUGAGUGACUUGCUGAAGACUGCAACAGAGCAGGUUCAGGCUAAAGAGAACCUGCUGGCUCAUAAGGAAUUGGUGAUUUCUCAGGAAAAAGAUACAUUUCAAAACCUGAUGACAACCUCUGAGGAGGAGAUGAGGGCUCUUAGGGAACAGAUCCAGGCUAAAGAGGGACAACUGGUCACACUAAAAAAAGAGGGCUCCAUACAUUCGGACAUGCUGCAACAAGAGAUUGUAUGUCUAAAAAAGCAACUAGAUAAUACGGUUGACUCUCUCUCAAAGGCCGAGGAGAAGGUUCAGACCCAGCUAGAUAUGCUUAACAAACAGGAGCGGGAGAGUGGUCAACAGAAGGAGCUUCUUCAGCAACAGCUGUCUGCCUCUGAAGACAAGGUAAGGAGCAUGACGGAGGAGAUCCAAGCUAAAGAGGAACAGAUGAACAUGUUGAGAAAUCAAAGUUCAGAGCAGUCAGAACUACUACACCAAGAGAUCCGAGACUUAAAGAAACAGUUGGAAACGCUUGGUUCCUCAUUGAGGUCUGCUGAAGAGAAUUUGCAGUCCAAGGAAAAUCUGUUUGCCAAACAACAAUUACAGACAACUCAGCAUAUGGAGGCAUUCCAGGCGCAGAUGGUAGCGUCACAAGAUGAGGUGAAGAGGCUAAAUGCAGAAAUUCUUGCCAAGGAGGAACAGUUGGUUCAGCUAAAGACCGAGACUUCUUCACACUCUGAAUUGUUACAGCAGGAGAUUGAAGGUCUGAAUAAACAAAUAAAAAGCAUGAGCAACUCUCUUGAGAUCGCCAAAGACCAGGUUCAAGCCAAAGAAGAUUUGAUUGCCAAGCAGGAGCAGGAAAGCACUCUGCAGAUUGAGGCACUUAGAGAGCACAGUGCAGGCCUCGAGGAGGAGGUAAAUCAGCUGAGGGAGAAGAUCCAAACUAAAGAGAGUGAGGUAGACAUGUUAAAAGUCGAGAGCUGCAAGGAGUCAGAAGUGCUGCAGAAUGAGAUCCAAACUUUGAAGGAUCAAGUGGAAAGUUUGAGUGACUUGCUGAAGACUGCAACAGAGCAGGUUCAGGCUAAAGAGAACCUGCUGGCUCAUAAGGAAUUGGUGAUUUCUCAGGAAAAAGAUUCAUUUCAAAACCUGAUGACAACCUCUGAGGAGGAGAUGAGGGCUCUUAGGGAACAGAUCCAGGCUAAAGAGGAACAACUGGUCACACUAAAAAAAGAGGGCUCCAUACAUUCGGACAUGCUGCAGCAAGAGAUUGUAUGUCUAAAAAAGCAACUAGAUAAUACGGUUGACUCCCUCUCAAAGGCCGAGGAGAAGGUUCAGACCCAGCUAGAUAUGCUUAACAAACAGGAGCGGGAGAGUGGUCAACAGAAGGAGCUUCUUCAGCAACAGCUGUCUGCCUCUGAAGACAAGGUAAGGAGCAUGACGGAGGAGAUCCAAGCUAAAGAGGAACAGAUGAACAUGUUGAGAAAUCAAAGUUCAGAGCAGUCAGAACUACUACACCAAGAGAUCCGAGACUUAAAGAAACAGUUGGAAACUCUUGGUUCCUCAUUGCGGUCUGCUGAAGAGAAUUUGCAGUCCAAGGAAAAUCUGUUUGCCAAACAACAAUUACAGACAACUCAGCAUAUGGAGGCAUUCCAGGCGCAGAUGGUAGCGUCUCAAGAUGAGGUGAAGAGGCUAAAUGCAGAAAUUCUUGCAAAGGAGGAACAGUUGGUUCAGCUAAAGACAGAGACUUCUUCACACUCUGAAUUGUUACAGCAGGAGAUUGAAGGUCUGAAUAAACAAAUAAAAAGCAUGAGCAACUCUCUUGAGAUCGCCAAAGACCAGGUUCAAGCCAAAGAAGAUUUGAUUGCCAAGCAGGAGCAGGAAAGCACUCUGCAGAUUGAGGCACUUAGAGAGCACAGUGCAGGUCUCGAGGAGGAGGUAAAUCAGCUGAGGGAGAAGAUCCAAACUAAAGAGAGUGAGGUAGACUUUUUAAAAGUCGAGAGCUGCAAGGAGUCAGAAGUGCUGCAGAAUGAGAUCCAGUCUUUGAAGGAUCAAGUGGAAAGUUUGAGUGACUUGCUGAAGACUGCAACAGAGCAGGUUCAGGCUAAAGAGAACCUGCUGGCUCAGAAGGAAUUGGUGAUUUCUCAGGAAAAAGAUUCAUUUCAAAACCUGAUGACAACCUCUGAGGAGGAGAUGAGGGCUCUUAGGGAACAGAUCCAGGCUAAAGAGGAACAACUGGUCACACUAAAAAAAGAGGGCUCCAUACAUUCGGACAUGCUGCAACAAGAGAUUGUAUGUCUAAAAAAGCAACUAGAUAAUACGGUUGACUCUCUCUCAAAGGCCGAGGAGAAGGUUCAGACCCAGCUAGAUAUGCUUAACAAACAGGAGCGGGAGAGUGGUCAACAGAAGGAGCUUCUUCAGCAACAGCUGUCUGCCUCUGAAGACAGGGUAAGGAGCAUGACGGAGGAGAUCCAAGCUAAAGAGGAACAGAUGAUGCUGCUGAGGAGAGACAGCUCAGAGCAGUUGGAUUUACUAAAUCUAGAGAUCCAAACUUUAAAGGAACAGGUGGAGACUCUUGGUUUCUCACUCAGGACGGCUGAGGAAAAUAAGCAGACCAAGGAGGAUUUGUUGGUUCAACAACAGCAAGAAAAUACUAAACAGAGGGAGGUACUCCAAAGUCUAAAGGAGAAAGUCCAACAAGUGGAGAUUCUGCAGGACCAGAAUUACUCACGGGAAGAAGAGAUUCAAAAGCUGAAAGAGUCUCAGAGUGAGAAGGAGAGCCUACUCCUCCACACUGAAGAGCAGCUUCAGAUCCUCCAGACAGAGUUGUCUGUCGUCACCACACUAGUAGCUGAUAAAGACCAAAAUCUCAACACCCUCAGAGGGGACCUCGCUGCCCAAGCUGACUUGGUACAAAAAGCAAAAGAGGAAGCUGAAGCCAAUGAGAGAAUUCUGACUGAGUUGAAGGCAGAGAGCUCCAAACAGACAGAUGUUCUUCAACAUGAGAUCCAAGAUCUGAAAGGGGAAUUGAAAAACAUUUCUCUAAAACUUCUGGCUAAGGAGGAGAUGUUACUUAAAACUCAACAGGAGACUACUCAGCAGAUAGACCUUCUCCAACAGCAGCUCGUCUCAGUAAAUGCAGAGCUGAACCAGCACAAAGAGACACAAGCUGCAGCCCUCAGAAUGAAAGAGGAUGUACGGGAGAUGCAGGUUGCCACUCUCAGGGAAAAAGAGGCUUUUGUUCAGGAAAAAGAAGGACUCAUGGCCAGAAUACAUCAGGCAGAAAAGGAUCAGAAAGCUCUGGAGAGACAACUCCAAGCCACGGUCUUUGAAAAGAACAGACUUGCGCAGGCCAAGCAGGCCAUAGAGAGAGAGAAUGCAGCUUCUGGUAAACUGGAAUCUGCGUUACAGCAGGAGCUGGAAAUAUUGAAAAUGGAAAGAGAGAAAUUCAUGAAAGAGAAUGAAAAAGCUGAAGAAACUGAGAUGCUAAAGAGAGACCUGCAGGAACAGCUCUCAGCUAAAUCAGAAGCUACAGAACACUACAAGGCACAGAUGAAGAAAGCAGUGAGUCAUUACAAUGACAAGAAGCAGCUUCUUCAGGAAAGCCAACAGGAGGUGGCUGAACUCAAGCAUUCCUUGGAAGUUAAAGACUGUGAAGUAAAGACUCUUAUCAAGGAGAAUAAGAUACUUCAAUGGGAUUUGGAGAAAGCCCAAACCAGUGAGAAAAAACUGCUGAACACAGUGGCCAGUUUGAAGGCACAGCUGGCCUGUGCUGAUGGCAACCUGCGGGUACAGAAUAAGAUUCAUGGUAAAGAAAGAAGUGUAACCGAGUUGUGUUACUUGGAAGUUCCCAACACAUGCUCAAGUAUAGAGACUAGGGUGAAGAGGUCCAUGAGCUCGGACAGCCUGGACCAUAGCUCUCUGGAAGACUCUCUGAACAACACUAGGAAAUUUUCAGCACCUGAAGAAUCAAGCACACCGCUUGUUCGCAGUUCAGAGCGCUUGGCAGCAAAACGACGGGGUCUACAGGCCGAGUCACUGGACACACUCUACUUAACACCUAUAAACACCAGACAGAUUAACAGGACCAGUACAGAGAACAAAAUGGAACUGGAUUCAGCUCGGAAAAAUACAAGUUCAUCUGUCAAACGACGCAGGACCACGCAGGUUAUAAACAUCACUAUGACCAAGAAAACCCCAGGCUGCAGUGAAGGUGAUGAGACUUUCUACAGUCUGGCCUCAGCUCGCUCCCAACCAAACCUCGCCAGUGCUCACGCUGCACGACCCGUGUCUAUGGAGCUGUUUGACACACCGGCCAGAAUGACCGGCACUGCCAGGGACCAACUCAACAGUCUUCCGGGAUACAGACGGAGCACAGUCCAUUCACAGACCACUAGUACAUUCUGUGUGGGGGCAGAGAACGAGCCAGACGGUGCACCUGAAGAUUGGAUGAGGAUUGCUGAGAUCCAGGCCAGGAACAAGGCCUGCCCUCCUCAUCUAAAGAGCAGCUACCCUGUGGAGUCUGAGACUGGCCAUGGUGGUGCAUUCAUUUUCACAGACGAAGACCUCCGUACAGGUGACCCAUCUGACACAAUCCGUCGGGCGUCCAUGAUGCCUGGCCAGCUGCAAGACUCUCUCGCCUCACAUCAGUCCACUGUCAUGACGGGGCAGUCCGGUGCUGCGGCCGGUAUUCGUUCUCAUCGUCUGUCCUUGAUGCCUGGCCAGCUGCGGUCAAAAACAGUCAGCUCCUCUCAGCUGAAAAGCCCGAAAGGCGCAAAGCGGUCUUCAUCUACAUUGUCUUUACAUCAAACUUCUCCUGAGAAAAGAGUGAAGGCCAGCUGCUUCCCUCGUCCCCUCACUCCCAAAAACAAGACUGUGAACAGUGGAUCCUGCAGCUCUCAGCUUCACUCGGUCCUCAGUCCAGCUGAGCGGAGGCAGUCUAUGGCGUUCACAUUUGAAAACACCCCUAAAAACAGCAACUACCUGAAGAAAGGGCUGAACAAACUACGCAGCUCCACCAGAAAAUCCCCAGGCAAAAGUGCAAAGAAGCCACCCGCUCAGAUAGCUGCACGCAAGUGCCAGGAAAACAUGCCUACAGGAAAUUCUCGCGCUGGAGUAGGACGAGCAGGCAGAGCUGGCAUGGCUAAGUCUCCCCAAGUGACAGCUACCAGCAGGUCUGCAAAGUCUCCUGGACUGACGGCUAGUGCUCGCAAGAAGCCUGUGUCUCUAAAAGAAGAGAGCCUUGCUGGAAGUCGUAAAAGGUCAAUAAAAAUAAUGAAGAGGAUGAAGGUGUGAGGACUGGUUCCCAAAUUGGAUCUAUGAUCGUCUACAGUUCAUCUUGAUCAUAUUUUUCUUUUUUUUUUGUUGUCCUUCAGGACAUUUUUAAGUCUUGUCUUAAUCUACAUUUACUUUCUCUGUAUUAUAUUUCCACGUUUCCUAAUAAAAACACUUAAAUGACACAUUGAG